Messenger RNA from Podarcis lilfordi (Lilford's wall lizard), 13654 nucleotides. NCBI's taxonomy places the organism in Eukaryota, Metazoa, Chordata, Lepidosauria, Squamata, Lacertidae. The record is from the annotation of a GenBank genome assembly.
GGGUGACCUAGGAGGCUUCCAGCCAGCCAGCCAGCCAGAAGCAAGAGCGAAGGAGCACUACCACCAGCAGCAGAAGACCUCUCUCCCCACUGAGAUCUUUGGGGACUCCAACCUUCUGAGCAUGAUGUCCUACAUCAAGCAACCACAUUAUGCAGUCAACGGCCUCACCUUGGCUGGGCCAGGCAUGGACUUGCUACAUUCGGCCGUCGGGUACCCCAGUAAGUGGAUUUGCAAGAUUCCCCCCCCUUUUUGUGUCAUUUUUCAGUUUUGGAGGAAACUUGGGCGAUGGGCAUCACUGAGUUGGUUCUUGGUAGGCAAAGGAUGGAGAGACGUAACUGGGUUUUUCUUUUUUCUAUGAAUUGAAACCAGUGGGUUAUCGGGUAGCGAGGGAGAAUUCAGCUAGUUGGCCAAAUGUGGGGGAAAAGAGAAUAGAAACUGCUUCCUGUUUGGUUUGGGGAUCAAAACAAACAGAAUGUGCAAAUAUUGAAUUAUAUUAUUGUGGAUCGUGAUCAAUGUUCUUACUCUACUAUUUAUCAAAUUGCAUGUGUUUAAAGAUGAAAUGCCCUCAGUUUAUAUAUAUAUAACUAUUUUUAUAGUUUUAUAGUUAAUUGUAAAAUAAGUAUAUAUGUGUGUGUGUGUGUAUACACAUACACACACAUACUUAUUUUACAAUUAAAUAUAAAAAUAGUUUUGGAGGUUCAUAUUCAGGUACUGAGACCAUGAUAAAUUAAAAAAUGAAAAAUGUUUUCAAAAACGUCACCAGUUUUGGGGUGGUAUUUCCAGUUUUUUUGCAUUCAUAGAUGCUUAAAUUGCCUUCCCACCACCAGGGCAGAUUUUGUUGAAAAUGUGUUGAAAGACUUCUGCAUUUCAUAUAUAUAUAUAUAUAUAUAUAUAUAUAUAUAUAUAUAUAUAGUAUUUGAGAUUUUGAUUUUGAUAUGUAGCGGCCAUCACGUGGUUUACAAGUUCCAAAGGUUCCCUAGAAAGAGAUCCAUUUAAAUGAGCCAAUUCAUGCAGACACACUUGUGAUCACAAUGGGCAGGAUUCAGCCAAAAUAAAGUCAUUAUUCUAAUAAUAAUACUUCCCUUCAUUCGAAGUUCUCAGGGCGCUCUUAUAAAAGCCCGUAAUGUUAUCUGGAUCCUAGUUUGCUGUCCACACCCUCCCCCAGCAGAAAACCCCAAGCAAACCACUGGAUGUUCACAGAUUCCUUGUGAAUUACCCAAAAGUGCAUUUUUGGACGUUGAAAUAAUUGAAACUUAAGGGGAACCCCUAAGUCCCUGCUCCCCUGCCUAGUUCAGGUGUUCUGGAGCAGGUUAAGAAUCUAAGCAACUAAUAGCAUGACAUAAUUGUUUUUAGUGUUAUAGACGCUAAACUUCAUAGCAACAUUGCCUAGUUAAUGUCACAAUAAUUUUUUAUCCCAGACUGUUUCCAGGUGGAGGAAACCUUCCUAAAUAAAGCUAGACCAUCAUUUCUGUCAUGUGACCUGCCUCCAGUAGGCUGGGCAGCUUUUAAAAAACUUAUAUAAUUGCGAAGGAAGAAGCAGAUAUUAAUGCAUCCCUAACUAGCCUUUAAUAUUGUUUUAAAUUAGUGGAGAGUCCAUAUUCUUUUUUUUUAUUAUUCCGUUGCCUCUUCUAGGUAGAAAAUUGCUCCAUGGCCCUUUCUGAAAACAGAAAUUUAUCCUCCUGUUCCCUUUUAUAUCCUGCCUUUCCUCCAUGGGGCUGAGGGGUGAUCUGAACCAAUAGAAAAAAGAGCAGGGGGAAUCCCUAGGAAGAGAUCCCUUUAAAGGAGCCAAUUCAUGCAGAAUACACUUGUGAUCACAAUGGGCAGGAACCAAUUUGGUACAGUCUUCUAUGCGGAGGGAAAAAUCAUGCAGUAAUUAGAUGUCUGUGCCAGGAAGGGGCGGGGAAUACCCUGCUCAUCAAUUGAUUGCAAGGGGACUUGAGCAGGGGGAAACUAGACAAUAUCUUACUAUAGGGAGGGGUGGAGGAGGAGGACAUCCAUUGGGGUCCAUCUAGGUCAGGUGUCAGCAACCUUUUUCAGCCAGGGGCCGGUCCACCGUCCCUCAGACCAUGUGGUGGGCCGGACUAUAUUUUGAAAAAAAUUAAUAAUAAUGAACGAAUUCCUAUGCCCCACAAAUAACCCAGAGAUGCAUUUUAAAUAAAAGGACACAUUCUACUUGUGUAAAAACAUGCUGAUUCCCAGACCGUCCUUGGGCGGGAUUGAGAAGGCGAUUGGGCCGCAUCCGGCCCACGGGCCUUAAGUUGCUGACCCCUGGUCUAGGUCAAAGGUCAGUACUGCCCUACACUGACUGGCAGCCUUUCUCUAGGGCAGGGGUCAGCAACCUUUUUCAGCCGUGGGCCAGUCCACUGUCCCUCAGACCUUGUGGGGGGGCGGACUAUAUUUUUUUGGGGGAAAUGAACGAAUUCCUAUGCCCCACAAAUAACCCAGAGAUGCAGUGUUCUGUUGGAAGUCGCCCGGAGUGGCUGGGGAAACCCAGCCAGAUGGGCGGGGUAUAAAAAAUAAUAAUAAUUAUUAUUAUUAUUAAAAAUAAAAGGACACAUUCUACUCAUGUAAAAACACGCUGAUUCCCAGACUGUCCAUGGGCCGGAUUUAGAACGUGAUUGGGCCGGAUCUGGCCCCCUGGCUUUAGUUUGCCUACCCAUGCUCUGGGGUUCUGCAGCCCUCCCUGCUAAUGUCAGGGACUGAACCUGCAGCCUUCAUAGAAAAGAGAAGCUCCACCUCUGAGCUGUGGUCCUUGCCAAAGAAAGAGAGUCAUUUAAAUGAAAGUCAGGUGUAUUCACAACCCUGGGAGGUUCAUUUCCAUAUUUGCCCCAGGCCACCUAACGGAUUUACUGAGAAUCUGAGAUGUAAAGCCAUAGGCUUUGAGUGCCCAAGGCCACAUCUGCCCAGCUGAAAAUGGGAUGAUCACCUAUUCAAUUUUAUUGUAUUUUACAUCCCUUCUUCUCAAUAGACACUGGAAUUGGGAGGGGUGGGCCUGUGGCUCUCCAGAUGUUGUUGGACUAUAAGUCCCAUCUUCACUGGCCAUGGCUGAUGGGAGUUGGAGUCCAACAAGGGUUGAGAUCUAGAUGACCUUUGGGUCCCUUCCAGCUCUUACAAAUUCUGUGAAGAACCCAGAGGGCUGCAAUUUCCCCAUCCAGAGACUGCAAAGGGUCUGUCAUUGGGUCAUCCGCUUCCUUGGCAACCAAUAUCACUUUGGGUUAAAAAGAAAGAAAAGGCGUUAAGUUUGGGAAUCGUGAUUUCUGGAAAGGGGGAGAACAGCUUUAUCUCAUCAGGGGGAAUGAAGUGAUAAGAGGGAGAACAACUAUAUCUAAUCAAGAUAAGAGAUAGGAAGAGAUAACAGCAUUUUGUGAUUUCGGAGCGGAAAAUCUCUACCCCAAAUAAGCUUAGCCUGGGUGGAAGGGAGCUGUCAAGUCAGGUGACCACUUGUCAUGGUAAAUGCAUCAUGGGAAAUAUACAGGAUGACAUCCAGCUACUCAGAGUAGACCAAUCGAAAGGCAGCACCGUAUAGGGAAGUUGUUAAUGUUUGGUAUUUUAUUGUGUUUUUAAUAUUCCGUUGGGAGCCUCCCAGAGUGACUGGGACAACCCAGUCAGAUGUGUGGCACAUAAAAUGAUGAUGAUGAGGAGGAUGAUAGUAGUGGCUUUCCACCUUCUCUCCCCUUCUUGGUAUUUAAUUUAUUUAUUAUCAAAAUGUAUACAUUGCUUUAAAAAAAACAAAAAAAACAACCAACCCAACCACCUCCAAGCAGCUUAUUCUGGGACGCCCUUCGCCGGCUGUUUCUCUCAGCAACUGCUGGUGGAGUUUUCGUGCAAGCCAGCUGCUGUGUACAGAAUUGGAGAAUUGUAGAGGUGGAAGGGACCCCCAGAGUCAUCUAGUCCAACCCUCUGCCCACAUUUGUCCCUGGGUGGGCUCAAAUACUUAACAGCAAGACCUACUGUGCUACAGUAAUAAUAGCUAUUAUUAUUAUUACCUUGCCCAUCUGGUUUGGUUGCCCCAGCCACUCUGGGGGCUUCCAACACACAUAAAAAUUAUAAUAAAUAGUAUUAAUAGUAACAAUCUGAUCCAGUAUGAAAAGUCACAAUAGCUUUAAAAUAAACAACUUAUAUCAAACAAUAAUAAUAAAUAAUAAUAAAUUUUAUUUAUACCCCAGCCGAGACCAGGCUCAGGGCGGCUAACACCAAGUAUAAAAAUAAUUGAUUAAAAUACAACUUAAAAACAAAAUUAAAAUACAACAUUAAAAUGCAGCCCCAUUUCAGUAGAAAUUCAAAUUCAAAAAACUUUUUGGGGAUGAAAACGUCAAGUCAUCACCAAGGCCAACUAUCCAGACUAGUCCUACGUGGGCCAGAAAAAAGCCAGGGAAGUCCCCAAAUAGGAGUUCCAUCACAGAAGGAGAAAGGAAAGAGGGGGAGGGGAUCAAGUUGAUUCCAAGCCAAAGGCCAGGCGGAACAACUCUGUCUUACAGGCCCUGCGGAAAGAAAUCAGAUCCUGCAGGGCCCUGGUCUCAUGAGACAGAGCGUUCCACCAGUCCGGGGCCAGUGUUGAAAAGGCCCUGCCUCUGGUUGAGGCUAAUCUGACUUCCUCAGGGCCCGGGACCACUAGGGUGUUGCUAUUUAUGGACCUUAAGGUCCAUAAAUAAGUGUGAAGUGUCCUUGAGAAGGAGUCCAGCUCCUUUUUCCAGUUUGGCAAAGUGGUGCUUUUGAGCUGCUCAGUCCCUGGAAAUCCCUGCAGCCUCCCUUCGCAGCCUGGGGUCUCCAGCUGUUGCUGGACUCCCCUCAUCCCCAGCCAGAAUAGUCAACGGUCAGGGAGGGUAGGAAUUGUGAUGCAGCCACCUCUGGGGACUCAGUGUUGGGAAAGGCGGAGGAGGGGAAGUGGCUUAGAUGCUCAUCCGGAAUUCCUCCAUCAGAAGAUCCUGCAAUGGCCGGCAGGAUUUCCCUGAAGAGAGGCAGUGUGGUGUAGUGGUUAUAGUGCCUGACCAGGACUGGGGAGACCCCACUUCAAAGCCCCCCCCUGAGCCACCAGCCUCCCUGGCUAACUUUAGGCCACUCACUGCCUGUCACCCCAAGCAGAGGGUUGCUUUGAGGAUAAUAAUAAUAAUAAUAAUAAUAAUAAUAAUAAUAAUAAUAUACCCCACCCAUCUAGAUAAAACGGAGGGAGAGGGAAAUUAAUUUUAGAAUGAAUUGAUUUUAGAAUGUAUUUCAAUUAAUUGACUGUGAUUUUAUGUAAAUUGUGCUAUUUUUACUGUUGUUAGCCGCUCUGAGCCCGGCUUUGGCUGGGGAGGGCGGAAUAUAAAAUAUUAUUAUUAUUAUUAUUAUUAUUAUUAUUAUUAUUAUCAUUACUAUUAUUAAGCUCCUUUGAGCCAGGGUGGUGUGGUGGUUAGAGCAGCCUUUCCCAACAUUUCCAGAUGUUAUUGGACUACAACUCCCAUCAUCCCUGACAUGCUAGCUAGAGAUAAUGGGAGUUGUAGUCCAACAAAAUCUGGAGAUCCCAGGUUGAGAAAGGUUGGGUUGGUAGUGUGUGAGACUAGGGCUUCUCAGAGUCCCAGGCAGCUAGGACGCCAUUUAUUGUAUUUUAAUCUUUUGUUGGAAGCUGCCCAGAGUGGCUAGGGAAACCCAGCCAGAUGGGUGGGGUAUUUUUUAUUAUUAUUAUUAUUAUUAUUAUUAUUAUUAUUAUUAUUAUUUCCCCAGGCCCUUUUAGUGGACUGGCUAAGCUAGGGAGCUGCCAAGUUCAAAUUUCUUCCUUCACCAUCCCUCAGCUUCAACCCCUCCUCUGAACAUUGGCUUGUUGUAACCAUUCCUCAGUUGAUCUAUGGGGAGACACUGGGAACAGAACAAUUCGCUCUUUUCCAAAGGGAGACUCCUCUGUGGCCUCAGAGGGUGUCUUCUGGACAUUCUCCCAGACCCACCACUCUGGCGGAAUGAAUGCUUCGUAUAGAGAAAGACCUAAAGUUCAAUACUUGUCACUUGAAAAAGAACCUGGAAGUCUCUCGUUUGGAAGUCCCGCAAUGGCAGCAAAUUUGCCGUAUCGGGUGAGACGAUGUGGGGUUUUGUGUUCCAGUGAAGUAACGUUUACAUUUAGAAAUUAAAGUUUGCAUUUAGAAAUUGAUAUUCUUACAGCUUCUUGGAGAGCUCAGUUGGUAGAACACGAGGCUCUUAAUCUCAGGGUCGUGGGCUUGGGCAAAAGAUCCCUGAAUUUCAGCGGGUUGGGCUAGAUGACCCGCGGGGUCUCUUCUGUAGUUCUAUAACCUUAAAUAACUUACCUCUAUGUGAAUGCUAGACACACAUGGAAUGAAUGGGUAGGAGGAAGGGGGAACAGAGGGCUCUUUUGAGUUGGACAGUUUAUGAGCAUUUGCUACUGAAAAGGCACAAAUAAAAGUAUUCUUAAAAAGAGCUGUCACGAAGCAGAGACAUUUGUCCUUUAAAUCAGCCACCUCCCUAGGCACAAAGGAUGCCGAAAGACUGCUAACAUUGGGGACGACCGUACUUCCAGUGGGAGGAAGUUCCACAGACAGGGUGCCAUAACAGGGGAGGCCCUGCUCUGAGUUGCGCCAUAAGAUCUACAAGCAGGGCCUGCCUUGCAGACCUUAAGGUGCAGGCUGGCAAAUAAUGGUAGAGGCCUUCCUUUAAAAACCCAGCACCUUAAAUUGGGCCUGAUAGCAAACAGAUAGCCAAGCAUAGCUCUUUUAGGACGUGUAAGUUAUGCUCCUAGUUUCCGGUGCUCCUCCAGAACUUAGCAGCCACAAUCUGUACCAGCUGCAGCCUCCAGAGCACUGUCAAAGGCACAUAGAGGUUUUAUUUUAUUUUAUUUUUUUAUCAAAGAUUUUCUUGUUUUACAGAAGUAUGUGUAAUGUCUCUCGUAUUUUUUCCAUGUAACAUUUUUACAAAUCAGUUUAAAGGCACAUAGAGUUGUGCAGCUUAUCAUCGUCGUGGUUAUUGCUGUUAUUUUUUAAAAUAUAGUGGUACCUCGGGUUACAUACGCUUCAGGUUACAGACUCCGCUAACCCAGAAAUAGUUCUUCAGGUUAAGAACUUUGCUUCAGGAUGAGAACAGAAAUCGGGCUCCGGAGGUGCGGCGGCAGCAGGAGGCCACAUUAGCUAAAGUGGUGCUUCAGGUUAAGAACAGUUUCAGGUUAAGUACGGACCUCCGGAAUGAAUUAAGUACUUAACCUGAGGUACCACUGUAACAUUCUUGCUGUUGUUCUUUAAAUGCAGAGAAUGAACUGAACUGACCCACAUGUAUGAAGAGGGUCUCAUGAUGAGAUACCGAUCUUUCCCUGAAUCCAGAUCUCUCCUCUUAUUUUUUUAGCCACCCCACGGAAACAGAGGCGCGAGCGCACGACCUUCACGCGAGCCCAGCUGGAUAUCUUGGAGGCUCUCUUCGCCAAGACGCGCUACCCAGACAUCUUCAUGCGCGAGGAAGUGGCUCUGAAGAUCAAUCUUCCUGAAUCCAGAGUUCAGGUGGGGGUCCGCUGGGGAGGGGGCGAAGGGCAGCAAGCCAACAAAGGCGCAGGGGCCGGGAGACUCGAACCAGGAGUGAGGUGUCUUGCUGUCUGAAGACCCUGGCAGUGCGCACAUGCUCUCAGUUGCAACUAUGUGCCAGCAUUGCGGGUGGCCAAAGGGGACCUGUAAGAAAGUAAAGGAAUUUUGGGGUGCAAUUUAUAAUGAGCUCAAAAGAAUGAUCAAGGUAUCCUUCAUUAAAAAAAACUGGAGGCUGGGGAUAUUAGGCCCAGACAUACCAAAAAAUGUGAGAGAAAUAUUAUUGUAUGCCAAGGUAGCUGCAAGAAUAUUAAUCGCUACGAAUUGGAAAGCUGGAGUGGUGUGUAAAAAGAAACCUGAGUGCUGAUGGAGGCAGAGGUCCUCAUAUACACUCAGAGUAGACCUAUUGGCACGAAUGGCCAUGUUCCAUUUCAAUAGGUCUACCCUGAGUAGGGGACGCGGGUGGCGCUGUGGGUAAAACCUCAGCGCCUAGGGCUUGCCGAUCGCAUGGUCGGCGGUUCGAAUCCCCGCGGCGGGGUGAGCUCCCGUCUUUCGGUCCCAGCUCCUGCCCACCUAGCAGUUCGAAAGCACCCUUAAGUGCAAGUAGAUAAAUACGUACCGCUUUAUAGCGGGAAGGUAAACGGCGUUUCCGUGUGCUGUGCUGGUGCUGGCUCGCCAGAGCAGCUUCGUCACGCUGGCCACGUGACCCGGAAGUGUCUCCGGACAGCGCUGGCUCCUGGCCUCUUAAGUGAGAUGGGCGCACAACCCUAGAGUCGGACACGACUGGCACUGACGGGCAGGGGUACCUUUUUACCCUGAGUACAGCAACAAGGAUUCAACCCCAUGCAUUUCAUAGAAUCGUAGAAUUGGAAGGCACCUGAUGGUCAUAUAGUCCAACCCCCAUCAAUGCAGAAAUCUUUUGCCCAGUGUGGGCCUUGAACCCUGAGAUUAAGAGUCUCCUGCUGUACCGACUGAGCUAUUCAUUUAAAACACUCACUCUAUCAAAAGCGUCAUGGGCUGUCUGUGCAAAGAAUCCUGGGAACUGUAGUUUGUUUGGAGUGUUGGUCCAAGGAGCCUUAAACUACAGUUCCCAUAUUUCUUUGGGAGAAGCCAUGACUCUUAAAGUGAGAGUGCUUUCAAUGUGUGGUGUGGAUGUGUUCAAAAAAGGUCCCAUGAUUUUUCUUCUUCUUUUUUCUUUAUUUUCUGUUCUUUUUUAUUUUUUUGGGUCCCAUGAUUUUUAGGAGUCGGUGUGUGGUUUUGUGUGCCUGCAGAGUGCCCUCUGGUGGGAGCACACAUUGUUCCUGUUACAUCCUAUUAGGCAACUCUCCCUCAGGAGGCCAUCCCACAAUAGGCCACUAAGCCUCUGAGACCUCCCUUUCCGCUGAGGCACACUGCACUCAAAUCUCUGUCACUGUCUGGCCAUAUUUGUAUCCUGGCCGCCAUCUUUCCUCGUAGCACUUCACAGGUACUUUGCAAAGAAAACAGAGGCCAGGAGCAAACUCCCACCCUAGUUUGCUUUAACAUGCUCCAUCCACAUAGGUGACUGCGCAUUAUCCCAAGUCAGGGAGUGGGGAUGGAAGGCUGAAGCAACCAUCUUAUUAAAUAGGGUUGCCAUGUUUCAAGAAGUGGAAAAAAACCGGACACAAAAGUUAUUGAGCUUUUUCUACUGCAAAAUCUCCCAAAAAUUGGGAAAUUCCAGACAUCUGGCAGCCCUAUAUUAUAAAAACCCAUCACUGGGUUGCAGGAAACUUCCUGUUAUAGCAGAGGAACCUUUUAAAUGCGGCCUAGGACCCACGUACCUACGGGACCGCCUCUCCUGGUAUGCCCCGCGGAGGACCUUAAGGUCCACAAAUGACAACAUUUUGGAGGUCCCAAGUCGCAAGGUGGUUAAAUUGGUCUCAACUAGGGCCAGGGCCUUUUCAGUACUGGCCCCGACUUGGUGGAACGCUCUGUCACAAGAGUCCAGGGCCCUGCAGGACUCAGUCUGACCCUUAUGUCUUCCCUCCCCUUACGGUUUUGAUUUAUGAGCUACUUUUAAAAUGAGGCUGUUUUUUAAAUAGCAUUUUAACCUGUAUUUUAAAUUGGGGGUUUUGUUUGUUUUGUCCCGUCCCCCCCCAUUAUGUUUCUAUUGUAAUUUUACUGGUGUUAGCCACCCUGAGCCUGGGGGGGUAUAAAUAAAUUUUAUUAUUAUUAUUAUUAUUAUUAUAAUUAUUAUUAUUAUAUUGAAACACAGACAGGAUGUGCCAAAGGUGUUGACAUUUGGCCCUCCGGAUGCUGCCAAACAACAACUCCCAUCAGCCCCAACCGUGCCAGCAAAAACAAGCUCCCCACACCCAAUUUCCUGGAACCGUUUAUCACAUUUAUAAACUUCUCCAAUGUUAUCAGCUUGGGCUCCUCCUAUGAACUUCUGAAUCCUCCGCCUCGUGUUCCGUUGAAAUGGUUCCCAGGGAAAUACCGACCCUUCCUUUUGGUUCCUCCCCAAGCAUUCCCCUCGAAGCUCAUCCUUUCUUGCCUUCCUUCCCCGCAGGUGUGGUUCAAGAACCGCCGAGCCAAGUGCCGCCAGCAGCAGCAGCAGAGCAGCGGGCAAGCCAAAGCCCGGCCUGCCAAGAAGAAGACCUCUCCGGCCCGGGAGACCAGCUCUGAGACCAGCACCAACGGGCAGUACAGCCCUCCGCCGGCUGGCACCUCCGUGACGCCCAGCUCCAGCGCGAGCGCCACUGUCUCCAUCUGGAGCCCGGCCUCCAUUUCCCCGAUCCCGGACCCCCUUUCCUCCUCCACAACCCCUUGCAUGCAGCGCUCCACUGCCUACCCCAUGACUUACACGCAGGCUCCCGGCUACACACAGACCUACGCCGGUUCUACCUCCUACUUCAGCGGCCUUGACUGCAGCUCCUACCUGUCUCCCAUGCACCCGCAGCUCUCCGCGCCGGGGGCAGCGCUGAGCCCCAUCACCACCCCAACCAUGGGCAGCCACCUGAGCCAGUCGCCGGCCUCCCUCUCCAGCCAGGGCUACGGCACAGCCGGCCUGGGGUUCAGCUCUGUGGAUUGCCUAGACUACAAGGACCAGGCCGCCUCCUGGAAGCUCAACUUCAACGCCACCGACUGCUUGGAUUACAAAGAUCAGAGCUCCUGGAAGUUCCAGGUCUUGUGAAAGAGUCUCCAUCCUUCCUUUGCAGAGCAUCCUGGGACAACCUCUUCUGUCCAAGCUCGACAUUGAGACCCCUGGCUGCUUCUCCUCUCCCCCUCUCCCCCCUUCUUAUUUCUUUAAGAGGAGGCGUUCUUCUCCUCACCAGCAUUGCACGUACUGUAGCAUUGCUUUGUUUUUCUGCGCUGUUUUCGGAAACGCCGGCAACGAGGCAGAUCCGUGCGGAUGUUAGGAACUCGUGUACAGCCUUCGUUUCACACGCCCGGGCCUUGGACGUGUCAUUCCUUCAGAUUCUUGGCCUGGACUCAGUGACUUGACAGCUCAUGAAACCCUCGCGACAACUGGGGUGGCAUUUGGAACCUCUCUGCUGGAAGUAGACCGAAACUGGAAGCAACACCAGACGAUCAGAGGUUGUUGGAGUUUUCAUCAGGCGUGUUAGAGGUGCCACAGCAGAGGCAAAAGUUUUCAAGAGAGCCACGUUUUUAGAAGCCAGGUUGCUUUCUCAAAUGAUAUUUUAACGACGACAACAAACUGGGUUAGCAGAGACAAGGGCAAGCAUCAGCUCACAGUUUGGUCCAUCCUUUUUCCUAAUGGAAACGAGCAAUUCCGGCACCAUGGACUUAAGCACAUGCUCCUUAUCCCUGAUCAUCAAGAGGUUUUAUUUCAGCCCGUUCCCUCCUGCCUGAAGUGCAUUGCUCAAGUCAACACCAGCAAGUCAGCACUCUGGUUUGGCGGGGUUUGAUUGUUUCGUUGUUUUCAGAGCCAGUUCAAGACAUUUUGCCACCUGAGGACAAAGGAGAAGCUGGUGCCUCUCGUCCAAUUUCCACGUACAAAAGCCAAGCAGACCGGCAGUCAAAUCUUGCUUCGACACUGGCGACUGGCUCCCCCGCGCUUGAGAGCGGCAGGUUCUGCCUGCAGGACAGCCCUAAAAACACCUGCGGCUUUAUCUACUCCCCACCCCUUAGCAUUGGCUGCCUGAGUCAGCUGCUGCAUUCUGUCUCAUGGUAGGGCCGGCUCUGCUUCUUCUUUUUUCCCAUGCUCUGUGCUUUAUGGUGAGAGUAUACCAACACCAGGCAUCUGAAACCUUUUCCCCCCUGUUUCUGCUUUUGGGACUCCUCAUUAACCUCUGACCCUCCCAUUGCAGACAGUAUUGCUCACUUCACAUUCCUAUGCAUGUCUAGUCAGAAGUAAUCAAUCAGGUAGUUCAAUAGAUAUUUUUUAAAAAAAACAACUUUUGAUAAACUAAAAAAAGUGCUCUAGUAUUUAAAAAAAAUACUUUUAAUUCAAUGAAUUAUAAAAGCUACAGAGAACAAUGGGUAUCUUAGAAGAGGCAUCCCUCCCCCCCCCCCCUUUACACACUGGAAGAGGGAAUGUCUCUUCUCAGAUGAUAAUAAAAAAUCAUGAUUUUUUAAUUUAUAUCCCACCCCUCUGGCUGGGUUUCCCCAGCCACUCUGGGCGGCUUACAACAUGUAUAAAAACAUGUAUAAAAACACAACAUUCAAACAUUUAAAAAAACCAAAAUAUCCUAUACAAGCAACAAACAAACCAAUAAUUUGAAUAGAAACCAAUAACAACAACAAUUAUAAUAACAAUAAUAACAAACAGUUUACCCAACUGUUGUACCCAACUGACACAUGAACAUCACCUAAAAAGCUAGGUGUGCUUUUUUGCUUCAGAACUACUGAAAUUUGGUCAACAAAUCAAUUUGUUGACAAAAACACAUUGUCUAGAAUUUCUUUAAUCAGGUGACAGCUGAUUAAUAUUUUAAAAGCUUGCAUACGAAUAGCAAAGGAAGAUACGUUGAUGGUGCUUGGUAAUGUUUUGCCUGCCAUGUUCCCAGCAUCUCCUCUUACACAAAAGCAAGUUUCUAGUCCCUCUGGUUGUGGAGAAAGCUUGGGAACGACUCCCUUUCCAUCCACACUUGAGCCUGCUCCACUUAAGGGGAUGCCGUGUCCAUCACAGAGAGAAGGACAUCUCCCUUUCUGGCUAGACUGAGAUCUAGCCUCAUGGGACUUCCCCAAACAUAAAGUCAAGGAGGUGGGUAGCAGAUUCACCAACAGAAAACGAACAGCUUAUUAGUACGGCACUGCCUCUGCCGUAAAUCUCAUAGGACCUCACCUAGUUUGUUCCCAACAACCUAGGAAAAGCCAUGCGUUCUGUAAUGUAAUGGCCCAGUUUUAUGGAACUUUUUCCAGUUGAUGUCAGACAGGUCCCCUCCCUGCUGAACUUCCCAAAAACUUUUUUUAAAAUAAAAAUUCCAGGAGAGUUUUAACUGACUUCUGAUUUUUACGUUCAUCGAGGGUUUUUUGGUACACCGCUUAGAGACAUUUGUGAUUAAGCAGUAUGUAAAUUAUUAUUAAUAAUAAUAAUGGCUGUUGCUGCUGCUCUGCUUCCUCCUCCUAGCUUAUCUCUGCAUUUUACAAAAACAGAUUAUUAUUUUUGUAGUUAGGAAAGUGCACUGGAGGGGUGAAAAUGAUUUAAUGCAAAAGCCCCGCAAGCAAAUCGGGAUUUCUGCUCCAUGUCUCGUAACCAUCCCCACAAAGAGAUCAGAACAAUUGUUCGAUAAAGACCAGGCCUAGUUAAAGCUCCGCAUAAGCUUUGUGUGUGAUUUGCUAAUCAGGGCAAAUGGCUAAUAACUAGGCCUUCUGGGAGAGUUUGAAAUCUUUCCUAUCCCUGGACACCCAGGAUUUGAAUCUGGGACCUUCUGGAUGUGAACAAAAAUAGUCUACUGCUGACCUGUGGGUGUAUAUAUAUUGCCUCAGUGAAUUUUGUUUGAUCCUUUGGUAUUUUGGAUAGCACCAAAAUUCCUUUCAGUGCUCAAUCUUUUAUAUCCUGUACAACAUGAAAUAGUUAACGCAGGAUAAAUUUUAACUAGACGAGAAAUGUGGGGUGAGGCUUAACUUUUCCAGCAUCUGAUUUCAUCUGGGGUGGGGUGGGAAAAUAAAGUGUUUAAACAGUUCAAUAAGCAUUUGUAAAUAAUAUGAUUACUCCCCUUCCCUUAAAAACAAAAAUUGCAAUGGGU